AUGACAUCAGACCCAUUAGCCAAGUAUACUCCGUUCAUUCCCGCACGAAAAAGCUCAGAACAUGCUCUUAAACUCAUCAUCAUAAUGGUUGGACUCCCAGCCAGAGGUAAGUCUUACCUUUCCAAACAAAUUGCAUCAUAUCUUAAAUCUCAAAAUCUUGAGACUGAAAUAUAUAACGUGGGGAACACCAGAAGAGCAGAGGAUGGGAAACAACAUGACGCAUCAUUUUUCAGCUCGUCCAACAAGGCUAACGUAAGACUUCGUGAACAAUUUGCCAUACACACUCUUACCGAGUUACUUAAUUGGUUAUAUCUGGAUGAAGGAGAUAAAGUGGCGAUAUUUGAUGCUACAAAUUCUACCAAGACACGUAGAGCGGCACUUUUAAAUGUCAUUGAUAAUUUUGAUGCCACUGUGGAUUAUAAAGAUACCGAAAUUUUGUUUCUUGAAAAUAUAGUUGAUGAUGAACAUAUUAUAAAAUCCAAUAUAAUGUCCAAGUUACUACUUUCACCUGAUUAUAAUGAAUCUUUGGACAAUGAAUAUAAUUCCACUGACAUCCAUGGUGGGGUUAAUUCCAUGAAAUUAUCACCAAGUCAAACUAUAGCAUAUCAAGAUUUCCAACAAAGAUUAUAUAAUUAUCAACAGGUAUAUGAGACGAUUGAUAUUGAAGAACUUGCAAUUUUAAAGCUUGGAAGUGCCAACAAUAAUAAUGUGAAAAUGAUUAAAUUAUACAAUUAUGGAGGUACAUUCAUGAGAGCAGGAGACAUCUCGUUAUUUAACGUGAUGACAAGUUCUCAACUUCUUCAGAGUAAGAAACCCAAGCAAUUAGAAUCCACUAGAGGGUAUGUUAGUAAGAUCUUGGAGUUCUUAUUGGGGUAUCUGUAUGAGUAUGCAACACCCCCAGAAGGCGAGACAAUUAAACAAAACAGAAUCAAUUAUCAUUGCGUAAUUAGCAGGUAA
Molecule: messenger RNA, 957 nt
Organism: [Candida] anglica
Lineage: Eukaryota; Fungi; Ascomycota; Pichiomycetes; Serinales; Debaryomycetaceae
Source: the annotation of a GenBank genome assembly